Molecule: messenger RNA, 2745 nt
Organism: Physcomitrium patens
Lineage: Eukaryota; Viridiplantae; Streptophyta; Bryopsida; Funariales; Funariaceae
Biological process (GO): regulation of DNA-templated transcription
Molecular function (GO): DNA binding; DNA-binding transcription factor activity
Source: RefSeq, a predicted model, not a curated record
CUUGGAUCGUAAGAAGUUGUGGUCACGGAUCAGCCGAAUUGUACGGGAGGUAAAGGUAAUUUCCAGGUGAGGUGUGGAGAUAUUUGGAUGCAUGGCUUGCUGCUGCAUGCCUGUGCGGAGGAUGUAGAAUGGCAGCGUUUCUCGGAUGGACGAAGCAGAGGAGGUCUCGGUUGAGGAUGCGGAUGGAUUCCAUUUUCACCCAUGUGCUUGAUUUGGACGAGCGCCGUGGUUGGUCCUUCGGUGCCUGAGUGGUGAGAGAAUCCCUGGUGGUGAUUUCAAUUCCCUUUUUCAAUGACGGUCUCAGAGGUUGGAAUAGCAAGCAGACCGUGGGCUUUGUUUAGCCGGCAGAGCCUAAUAGAUAAACACACCACAUCUGAUACUUCAGACACUCAACGAAAAGAGUUCGGGCUGGGGCAGAUUAAGUUGACAGACGCUCCUCAGUGUUCGGAAGAGGCCAGUGCUACUACAUAGCAGAGUGCAAGUGUGCAAGUUCUUCCAUGCAACAACAGCAGCGACUCUUUUCAACACCGUCUCAUCUCGUCUGUAGGAUGUAUUCGUUGCAGCAGAUCUGAUUUUUCAAACAGGGCCUUAGAGCAUUGUCUGCAGAGGAGAGAUUGCCCUGGGAGGAGAGAUGCUUGAGUGCCUUUUUGAGAGGAUGUGUUUUGACUGAACGGAAGGUUCCACAUUCGGCUAUUCAGAGUCUGCCGCUCUCAUUCGAUCUGGAGCAGUUUUUAGCGGUUUUGCCAGGGGAUGGUGUGUGUGUGUGCGUGUGUGUGUUAGUGUGAAAUCAGGAUCGACAGUUUUUCAAGGUUUUUUUCGAAAGAUUGAGGGUGAAAGGCAGUAGAGUUGAGGAUGGAGUAGACUGUUUGUGUGUGGUAUGUGAAGAGAUACUUGUGAGCAAGGGCAUUUGGGUGGUAGGAAAAGACUGUUGGACUCUGCUGAAUAUAGUUGGCAACCAUGCAUCUACCGGUGAAUCACCAGAUACUACUGGGAGAUUUUGAGGACGAUUCUAACGAGGAGCUUGACGCCCGGAUCGCGAGCUCCGGGUCAGGAUCAGGUGGAGGGGAUUCCCCUGGGAGCAGCAGGGGGAAUGGCGGUUGCAUCCGCUCUAGGCCCGUGAAGGUGAUCCCAUGUCCUAGAUGUCAAUCCAUGAACACCAAGUUUUGCUACUACAACAAUUAUAGUGUUAACCAACCAAGGCACUUCUGCCGAAACUGUCAACGGUACUGGACUGUUGGGGGAACUCUACGAAAUGUUCCAGUUGGAGGAGGGUCUCGCAAGAAGAUUCGGACUCGCAACCGCAAUGACACGUAUCUCCUUGGUGGGACGCCGCAAACGAGCCCAGUGGGGUCUCUGUUUGGCUCAGGAGGAGAUUUGCUGAGUUCUAGCGCUUGCAUGCAGCAGCUCUCUAUGUUACCUCCGACUGGAGGGAUGCUGGGAUUCGGUAACCAGACUUCCGGAUUCGCACCCGCUGUUCCGCCACUUCCAUACUUGCAGUUUGCUUUGGAGUAUACCCAGGGGUUGCACCCUUCGGUGCAGAAGCCUCUCGCUGGGCUUCAAGAGGUUCCCGACAUUCAAUCACUCUACGAUACUCAAGCUUCGCAGGCUCCUCAAGUGAAUUCAUCCAUCUUUAACAGCUCCUCAUCGUUGAUGUUGAACAGUGGUGUUACACUGCCGACCUUGCAUGCGCCGAGUCACUCAGAUACGCUUCCUUCAGUGAUGGCGAAGACGGGCUUGUGGACCGUCGCAGCACAACAACUACCAUCACUUAACGGUACAACGCAAGUCCAAAGUUCUUGGCAGGAUAAGCAAUCUAAGCCGUCGAUGAGUUCACAGUUACAACAUCGCAGCGGAUAUGUGGAACGGAUGAACCCAAUCAACCAUAUGAAUGCUAUCAUGUUCCCGCACAAUGUGAAGCCUGGGUCCUGGGAAGCGGCCUUGAUGCACAGCCGGCCGGUGAUGAACGAUAGACUGGUGCCUCACACCUCAUGGGACGAAAACCAGUCCUCGACGCACACUAAUCUUUCCCCGAAUGCGAGUAGCACCACAGACGAUGAGCGGUGCCCGUCGAACAACUGCUUUCCUCACACGUAUGAGGAUGUUUCACAAUCCUGGGUUGAUUUGCAAGCUUCCGACGCUUUGAGUUUCCAAUGAACGUCAACCACUACAAGAUUACUAAUUAUUGUUUUGUAACGUCGAUCAACGACGGUUUUGCUGUGACGUGCGUCUCCUGACUGCGGCCCUAAUCCUGUAGCGUAGCCUCCCAGCUACGCGUUGUAAAGUAUACCCUGUGAAUACACCCUGAGGUUUGAGAGUUUAGUUUCUGAUUUUGUAGGACAGGUACGCAGCAGCACCGGAAACUGUGCAUAUCAGUGAGUUUGAAUACGUCAUGACAUGUGGGAGGUAGAUCAUUAUCCCACAAGUCUUGCGGGGAAUGUACCUCGCUAUGAUAGAUCGUGGCUUUUUGCCAUGGCAAGUGUAGACCGUGGACUGUAGUGCUCUGUCUUCUGAGAGACCAGGUGCGCUUCAAGCACUGAAGAUUCCAACUACUUUUUAUUUUUUAUUUUUUAUCAGAAGUGCUAGACAGUAGGUUGAUUUUUGUUGAGCUGUAUGUUUACACUAAAUCACCCCCAUUAUAGGAUAGGCUAGGCUAGAUUAGAUACCACAGGUUGAGCCGGCUGAAAUUGUAGUUUGUCUCUAUCUCUAUUUAAUGAAUGCAGAGGCUUGCCCCUGUGCUUCCCGUGA